Molecule: messenger RNA, 5158 nt
Organism: Hordeum vulgare subsp. vulgare (domesticated barley)
Lineage: Eukaryota; Viridiplantae; Streptophyta; Magnoliopsida; Poales; Poaceae
Product: disease resistance protein RGA2-like
Exons: 6
Coding region: 494-4927 (1477 amino acids)
Biological process (GO): defense response to other organism
Molecular function (GO): ADP binding
Source: RefSeq, a predicted model, not a curated record
UGGUAAGAGCACUGUGACAACAACCCUCGCUCUCACUCAUUCACUAGCUACCUCAAGCUCUGCUCUCCACUGCCCGCCGCUGCUGCCUUUCACCUCCGCCUCGCCUUCCGGCAACGCAGCUCACUUGGCAUCCUCUCCGGCAACGCACCUCCCCCUCUCACCACGGCGGCUCCCGCCCGGAUCUGAACCAGCCGCCUCCGGACAGCAGCAGUGAUCUAGGCAGGCGGCAUCCAUCAUUCCAUCUACCUUGGCACGACGAUGUACCUUCCCUAACUUUGGUUUGGUUGACCACACAGGAACAGCUACACACUUCCCUGGCCUGCUGUGCUGAGAUUGCGGCUCAACCCCCCAGCAGCAGCAGCAGCAGCUAGGUACAGCAGUAGUAGGCAGGCGGGCGGGCGGCAGCGGCAUCCGUUGCCGGCACCCAUUUGUGCAGAAAGGCAGGCAGCAUCCAUCACCACACCAGAGCGCUUGCGCCAACGCCAAGAAAAAAAUGGCCGAUGCCGCCCUCAGGGCGGCACAAUGGGUGGUGGGCAAGGCGCUGGCCCCCGUCGCGGAUGGCUUGCUGGGGGCUUGGGCAGCGACCAACAACUUUGGCCCCAACGUCGACGCCCUCAGCACCGAACUUCUGCUCGUCAAGGCCACGCUCGAGCAAGCUUCUCUCAAGGAGCUUGACGGGCGGGCCAUGGAGAUGCUGCUUCAGAAGCUGCGGGACUCGGCGCACAAUGCCGAAGACUUGUUGGACGAGCUGGACUACUUCCGCAUCCACGAUGCGCUCCAUAACACGGACGAUGCCGCAGGCGAGCACGGCAAGGGUUACAUCCGCGACCUUGCCUUCAACGCUCGCCACACCGCCAAAGCUGUCGGCAAGCAGGUCAACUGUUGCCCUUGGCAGCGUGCUAAACACCGGCAGAGUUCCCAAGGAGAUUCCUCCUCGGCAACAGACGCCAAUCAGGAGGUCAGCGGAUGCAUGCCCAAGCUGAUCGCCAAACUGCUCCCUUGCUCAUCUUCCCCGCAUCCACAUGUUAGCGCUGAUGAACAAGACCAUGGCAAUGCACACAAAACACCAAAGCUUGACUUUAAUAGGGCUGAUUUCUCUCAAAGGAUGAAGGACAUUGUAGAGAAACUGCAGCCUGUGCGUAAGGAUGUUAAUGAGAUUCUGCAAGGUUGUGGCGCUAGAAUUGCUCUAGACAUUGCCCAGCAUCGUCCCACCACCACACCCCAAAGUGCAGAGCCAGAACUGUAUGGGAGGGUCCGUGUCAUGAAUAGCAUCAUACAUGAUAUCACUGAGGGUCAAUACUGUGACAAGGGUCUAACCGUGCUACCGGUUGUUGGUCCAGGGGGAAUGGGGAAGACAACUCUGAUACAACACAUAUAUCACAACCAACAAGUGCAGAAUCAUUUUCCAGUCAGGAUUUGGAUAUGCGUAUCCUUCAAUUUCAACCUCGAUAAGGUGCUACAAGAGAUUAAAAGAUAUACCCUUCCUGUUGAAGGUGAAAAUGGGUGUAGUACAACACAAGAGUUGAUUGAACACAGGUUGAAAUACAAAAGAUUCUUACUUGUAUUGGAUGAUAUAUGGCAGUUUACUGAUGUGGAUGACUGGAAAAAACUAUUGUUGAUACUCAGCAAGUCACAAGAAAAUGGUUCCAUGAUUCUAGUAACAACUCGUUUUCAAGAAAUAGCAAAAAAGGUUAGAGCAAUUGGCAAUUCAAUACAACUGAACGGUUUGGAACCUGAAGAGUUUAGGAAGUUAUUCCUUGUAUAUGUCUUUGAUGAUGGGCAAUGUCCAGGGAAUAAAGUUCAUUUGCUAAAUAAGAUAAUGGAAAAACUUAAGGGCUCCCCUCUUGCAGCAAAGACUGUUGGUAGAUUACUGAGGACAGACCCUAGUAUGAGUCACUGGAGAAGGGUCCUAAACAGUGAAGAAUGGGAGACCGAUAACAAUGGAAUUAUGUCUGCCUUGAAGCUUAGCUAUGACUUUCUCCCUUUCAAUCUGCAACGGUGUUUUCUCUAUUCUGCAUUAUUUCCUGAAGAUUACCAUUUCAGAAGCCGUGAGCUCAUCAGCCUAUGGGUCGGACUAGAUAUUUUGACACCUUGUAGUCAAAACACAACCUUUGAAGGUGGUCUGAGAAUUUUAAAUGAUUUAGUCAUCCAUGGAUUUUUCAGGGAAGAGGAGAACGUUGGUGAACCACGGUAUGUCAUGCAUGACCUACUGCAUGAGUUGGCAUUGAAGGUUGCAUCGAAUGAUUGUCUUAGUUUACGUCUCCCUAAUGUUGGAUCAGUUAAAAUUCAGCCAACAACCCGACACUUGUCUAUAAGCACAGAGAACUUGCAUGAAUAUGAUGCAGUGUCUGGUGAAAAAUUAAAGAGUGAAUUGGAAAAACUGAAGACAGUAUUGAAGGUUGAACAUUUGCAAACACUGAUGUUAUUCGGAGAAAUUGAUGAAGGUUUUGUCAAGAUAUUUGGUGAUUUUUUGGGGGAAGCGAACGCUCUUCGUCUUCUUCAUUUUCCCAAAAUGCUUUGUCCCGUGGAGUCCAUGUUACAAAACUUUUCAGGACUUUUUCACCUACGAUACCUAUGUCUCGGGACAAAGGAGCGGCAGAUGCAUUUACCACUUAGCAUAUCUAAAUUUUAUCAUUUAAGGAUUCUAGAUCUUGAUUUGUGGGAUGGUAGCCGUGAUUUGCCCGAAAACAUGAGCAACCUUGCCAAGUUGUGCCAUUUUUAUGUCCCAAGUGAUGAUCAGCUUCAUUCUGAUAUUCAUAAUGUGGGAAGACUUAAACUCUUAGAAGAGUUAAAGGUAUUUCAAGUCAAAAAAAAAGGUGAAGGAUUUGAACCAAAGCAACUAGAGCAUUUAAGCAAGCUCAGGGAGCUUGGCAUCUACAACCUUGAGAAAAUACACACAGAAGAAGAAGCAGCUCAUGCAAAACUGAUAGAGAAAAACUACCUGAGGAGGUUAACAUUGGAUUGGGAUAGUAAGCGAUCUACUGUUGAGCCUGGUGUGGAAGCAGCGGUUCUUGAGAGACUUCAGCCACAUGGAGAUCUUCAGGUGUUGUGCAUUAGAGGGCAUGGAGGUCCGUCUUGUCCAACAUGGCUGGGCGAUGAGUUUGCUGUUGAGGCUCUACAAUCUCUUUAUCUGGAUGGUGUUUCUUGGGAAGUUUUCCCUUCUUUAGGGAAGGCGUGGGAUCUUCAUGAAAUAAGGUUGGAGGAUAUUGCGAGACCGAAGGAGUUUAUCAUAGAGGAAUGCUUUUGCAGGCUAACACAACUUACACUCAUUGGCCUUGGAAGUUUUCAAAAAUGGGUUUACACAGGUGAACAAGAGUCUUCCAUGGAUGGAGAGUUGUUGCCACCAGAUUCUCAUAUGUUCCCCCUUUUGCAAGUUCUGAUUAUUAGAGAGUGCCCGAGACUGUUGGGGUUGCCUUUCCCAAACCACAUUGUUUCCCCGGAUUGGUUCCCCAAGCUACAAGAGCUUGAGGUAACCGACUGUCGAGUAUUCUCGUCAGUGGUUCUCAUCUCCUGGAUUGAAAGUCUGCAUCAUGUCGAGAUGAAAAAUGUAAAGCUACUAAAGAGUUUUAGGUACUCAAAAUCAUGGAUUUGUGCAGGAUUGGAGAUUAUUGGAGAGGCUGAUUUGCAUAACAUAGACCAAGUGUUAGUUUUUGAUAAAGAAACAGAUGUAGAGAAGCUGACACUGGAAAAGUGCCCACCUCUGGAGUUGAAGCACCUUCUGAUGCUAACCUCGCUGAAGACACUGUUUGUAAAAAGUUCAGUUGGUCUAGUUGGACCACUAGGAGGAGGUCAGAGUGAUGUGGAAUGGCAGCUCCCUGUUGAGCAUAUCUGGAUCUCGGACUUAAAUGGUAAUAGUGGCGAGGAACUGACAGAGCUCCUCCGCCACCUCCCAAAUCUCUCCAAAUUGCAAAUAUGGACAUGUAAAAAUAUAAAAAAGCUGGUAGUGGGGGUGGAUGUGCAACAAACAACAUCAGAAGCAUCAGAGAUGGGGGGAGGUGAAAUUACAGCAGCAGCAGCAGAUGAAGAGGAUGAUGGAGUGUUGCUCUUCCCAGCUCAUCUCAGUGACUCACUACAGGAAUUGUUGUUCAAUGGCUGCUCAGAGUUGGUCCUGGUGGAUCCGCCAACUCUUGUUCCUGGAGGAGGAGCGCUACAAGCCUUGCGAUCCCUCAAGAGAUUAACAAUACGGGGGUUCCCAAAGAUUCUAUCCACUUUCUCCUUUUCCUGUCACAUUUUCCCUUCCUCCCUGCAGUCUCUGGAGCUUUGGGAUGUGCAAGGCAUGGGGACACUGGAGCCCCUCUCAAACCUCUCUUCUCUCACCAUAUUAGAAUUGUAUAGUUGUGGAGAGGAUCUGAAAUGUCAGGGCUUGUGGUCUCUCCUUACCACCGGGGGCCAGCUCAAAGAAUUAACAGUCACUCGCAGCCCUAGAUUCUUUGCUGGUUGGGAUCCCAAUCCUAGACGGGCUUUGGAGGUUGCUGAGGGAGGUGAAGAGCAGCAGACACAGCUUGUUUCAUCCACACUGCAGGAGCUCUCGACAGAUGACAUAGCAGGACUCCUUGCUGCACCCGUCUGCAGAUUCCUCUCUUCCUCCGUCACCAAGCUGGCACUUUAUGGGCAUGUCUCUCGUGGGAUGGAGCGGUUCAGCAAGGAGCAAGAGGACGCCCUUCAGCUCCUCUCCUCCCUCCAGGAGCUAGUGUUUUGGUGUUUCAAGGACCUUCAACAACUCCCUGCAGGGCUGCGUAACCUUACCAGCCUCAAGAUAUUAUCAGUAAAACUCUGUCCAGCCAUCUCGUCAUUGCCCAACAAUACCCUCUCGGAUUCACUGAAACAGCUGAAUGUCUAUAAAUGCACCGAGGAGCUAGAACAGUACUGUAGGGGAUUGGAGGGAACCAAGGGCUUUGCAUUCGAGUUCUAUUCUACACUCUUCUAGCCUUGUAGAUCUCUUCCCUUCCCAUACAAACACAUGCAUGCAUGACACAAGGGCCCUGAUCUUGUGUUUGUUCGAUCUUAUAGGCUUCUUCAUAUUUUGCAUUUAAAUUUGGGUUAUUGUUAUUCAUCAAGACGUGGCAGUCUACUCCCCUAUUUUAGGUGUCACGAUCAAAAUAGCAGUAGGACACCAGUAUGGAAUAAAUGAGACUUCGGGUCAAGCUACUUAUAUUAA